Molecule: messenger RNA, 1418 nt
Organism: Papaver somniferum (opium poppy)
Lineage: Eukaryota; Viridiplantae; Streptophyta; Magnoliopsida; Ranunculales; Papaveraceae
Exons: 7
Coding region: 133-954 (273 amino acids)
Source: RefSeq, a predicted model, not a curated record
UCAGAAGAGAGACCUACAAACUCAAAAUCUGGGUUCUACCCAGAAAACAACUUGAUUCAACAAAAAUUUCAUGGUUCAUAUCUUAAUCUAAGUGAAAUAGACUGAAGUAUUUCAGCAUACCCACACAGUGAGAUGAAUACAAAGAGAAUAAUAAUGGGGAUACAACCAUUGUUAACUAAGCCGAAGAAAGUUCGUAAUUGCAUUAUGGGUUUCUUUUGUUUUAUCAUAUUAAUGUUAUUAGCACCAAAAAUUCCUCCUUCUCCUAAUUACCAUCGUUUUUCAGACAUGCGCAAUUUUCUAGGAGUUCCAAAUACAUUAAAUGUAAUCACAAAUUUCCCAUUUUUGAUUGUGGGUGUUCUUGGUUUUGUCAUUUGUCUCCAAGGAAGCAUAUUUGUUAUCAGUUUAAGAGGAGAACUUUGGGGUUGGGCAUUUUUCUAUGCUGGAAUUGUUGGAAUUGCAUUUGGGUCUGCUUAUUAUCAUUUGAAGCCUGAUGAUAACAGAGUUGUUUUUGAUAGGCUUCCGAUGAUGGUUGUUUAUGCUUCAUUGCUCUCCAUUUUUGUUAUUGAGAGAGUAGGAGAGCGGAUUGGGGUAAUGUGUUUGUGUUUGGUUCUUAUGCUUGCUCUUGUUAGUAUUGCCUAUGAAAGGAGUUUUGAUGAUCUUAGAUUGUGUAUGAUGUUCCAACUGAUUCCGCCCAUAGUGAUACCUGGAUUGGCGUUUAUGUUCCCACCCAAGUAUACACAUUCAAUAUACUGGUUUUGGGCGGCAGGGGUUUACCUGCUUGCAAAAUUCGAAGCUUUUGCUGACAUGAAAAUUUAUGGUUUAGACCAUUACAUCAUCAGUGGACACUCCUUGGAGCAUCUAUGUUUGGUCAUAAUUCCUGUUUUGCUCAGCAUCAUGCUUAUGUACAGAAGUACUAGAACACCAAGGUUAGGUGAUCUGAAAGACUGUCGAUGAUUUGCCCCUUACCAGAGAUUGUAACCGAAAUUGUAACGAAGAAGAAACCAGAAAUGUAAGUUUCGGACGAGAAGCAUUAGAUAGGUACAAUGCAGAACCAAUCCUAGGUACAACAAGUAGUUCAAAUCUUGGGUUGCUUUCAAGAUCCUCAAGAACGGCCGCACAUCAUAUCGUCCGAGGUUCACAACUAGUACUGUCUCUUUACUACCGGGCAAUCAGAUGACAUAAAUGACCUCUAUUUCAGUUUUACAGACAUAGAAUUUCUCAUUGAAUCUUAAACAAAAUUAGUUUCUUAGAAAAAUUGGGUUUGUUCUAUUUUUUGUAUGAAUCCAAAAAACUGCCUAAAGCCAUAAGCCUUAUUUUGGGGGUGGGGUCUCAAAAGUCAUUGAGAAAAUAUUUUGGAAUUUUUUUUUUACAUAACAAUUUUACAGUUCUAUUAGAUACACAGCAAACAUGGACUUCAA